AUGAGCUUCGCGCAGCGCGAGGCCGAGGAGUCGGCAUGGUCGCUCCACGAGCGGCCGCUGAGCGCGCUGCGGCUGGCGGCGCGCUCGCUGUGCCGGGCGCUGACGCCGUUCCACUUCGAGGGUCCACUCGGCGGUCUCGCAGGUCGGUGGAUAGCGUCCGGGAGGGGGGGGGGGAGUCAGAAGAGCCGCAUGGUGCACUAUGCGGCGGAGGCAGUGAAGGACGACGGUAGCACGGUGUACAUGAAGGGCCUGCCGUACCAGGCGACGCAGGACGACAUCAUCAAGUUCUUCUCCGGCUUCCGGGUUGAGCCCGACACCCUUCUCCUCGGAAAGAACCGCCAGGGGCAGUUCUCGGGGUGCGCGUGGGUGAGCUUCGACUCCCCGGAGGAGGCAACGAGGGCCAUCAACAACCUCAGUGGCAAGUACCUCGGCAGCCGCUACGUCGAGAUCGACCGCUCCACGGUCGCCCCCGCCCGCCUGUGGGACCCGCGGGGCCCCCCUGACUACGUCGGCGAGUCACACCCCCGGUGGCAGCAGUACGCCGACAAACACCUCGGGACGGACGGGCGCAGGGGGGACGCGCGCAGGCAGGGGCACGCGAGGGCGUGGACGCAGCAACGCUCCCCGGCGCGCCGGCGGUCCAGCGGGCACCGGCGCGACGAGACCUAG
This is a messenger RNA of Pedinophyceae sp. YPF-701, 669 nucleotides long. NCBI's taxonomy places the organism in Eukaryota, Viridiplantae, Chlorophyta, Pedinophyceae. The record is from the annotation of a GenBank genome assembly.